GCUGCCCACUUCUUAAAUCCAGAGUUCUUUUAUGACAACACUGACUUGGAGUUUGAUUUUGAGGUCACCAAUGGUUUGUUUGAGUGCAUUAAGAAGUUGAUUCCAUAAUUUGAUGUGCAACAGAAAAUUCUAACCGAGUUGCAUCUUUACAAGAUUGGUGCUUACCACUUUGGUUCCGACUUUGCAAUGGCUCAAAGGAAAACCCAUUCUCCUACAUAUUGGUGGCGAAUGUUUGGGUCACAAACUCCAAAUUUGCAGAAGCUAGCUAUUAAGAUUUUGAGUUUGACUUGCAGUGCUUCAGGAUGUGAAAGAAAUUGGAGUGUGUUUGAGCAAAUUCAUUCCAAAAAAAGAAAUAGGCUUGAGCACAAGAGGUUGCAUGAUUUGGUGUUUGUCAAAUACAACCAACAAUUGAAGCCAAGAUAUAAUGCAAGAGAUGAAAUUGAUCCAAUUUCUCUUAAUGAUAUUGAUGUAUGCAAUGAAUGGCUCGUGGGAGAGAUGGAUCAAGAUGAUGAUAAUGAUGCUGGAAAUGAUUUGGUAUUUGAAGAUGAUGAUGCUCUAAAUUGGGCAACUGUGUAUCAGGCUUCGGGGGUUGGAGAGUGUAGGAUGUAUACUAGGCGGAAAAAGCAAAAAACAAGUGUUGAUGUUGCCCAAACUUCUAAAAAAUAAGCAAUGGUUGUUGGAUCUUCAUCAAGGAAGCAAAAAGCAGUCCAAGAAAAUGAUGAGGAUCUAGAUGUUGAGGAGAAUAUUGAUGUUGAAUCUGAAGAAGAAGAAAUCAUGGUCAAUUUUGAGGUGUCUGAUGGGGAAGAGGGAGAGGGAGAUGCUUCAUUACCAUAUGAUAACAACGAAGAUGAUUAUGUUGGGAUUGGAGAAGAUGAUUAGAGCCUCAACCUUCACUUUGCACUUUGCAUUAUGUUUUUAUCAUUUUCUUAUUUUGAACUCUUUAAUGAGUUUAUUUGGUGUUGGUACUUGAUUAUUGUAUGAACUCAUGAAACUUUUUUAGUUUAUUUGAAUGCAAUCCUUUGUUUUUUUCAAUUUCAAUGAGUUUAUAUAUAUGUUUUUUUUUGUCCGCCAUAACAUCCGCCAUUUUCCGCUACGCCAUCCGCCAUAUUUUUAUGGCGGAUUUUUGACUUUCCGCCAUGAACCGCCAUCCGCCAUUAACA
Glycine soja is the source of this 1160-nucleotide messenger RNA. RefSeq lists its product as uncharacterized. Gene Ontology annotation, molecular function: protein dimerization activity. Bases 187 to 666 code for a protein of 159 amino acids. The record is from RefSeq and is a predicted model, not a curated record. The transcript is spliced from 3 exons. Lineage: Eukaryota; Viridiplantae; Streptophyta; Magnoliopsida; Fabales; Fabaceae.